Molecule: messenger RNA, 1251 nt
Organism: Bipolaris maydis ATCC 48331
Lineage: Eukaryota; Fungi; Ascomycota; Dothideomycetes; Pleosporales; Pleosporaceae
Biological process (GO): nucleolar large rRNA transcription by RNA polymerase I; transcription initiation at RNA polymerase I promoter
Cellular component (GO): RNA polymerase I core factor complex
Molecular function (GO): TBP-class protein binding; RNA polymerase I general transcription initiation factor activity; RNA polymerase I core promoter sequence-specific DNA binding
Source: RefSeq, a predicted model, not a curated record
AUGUACUUCACCACCCACCUGCGCGACCAGCACACCGCGCCCGCCUCUCUGCGCGCUGCCCACUGCCAGAGGCCCGCACAAGCACCCUCCAACAGGAACCCCGCCGACUCGCCCGCCCCGGAAAAAGCCCAGCUGCGUGGCGCAGGCCCAUUGCCCGCCCGCGCACACGACGUGCCUCCACCACCCUUCCCCCAUGCGCCUGCCAGCACGUUCAAAAAGCCCCAUGGCUCCACUGGGAUCCAGCAGCAAAUGGCCAGCCCGCCUGUCCACCUGUACGCCGUCGACGCCGCUCCCGCGCACCCGCGGGCCCACGACGCCCGCGACGACGUCAAAAGGACCCAUCUCGACAACCUCUCCACACUAAUGCACUCGUGUCUGCUCACCGGAGACUAUGACCGCGCCAGCCGGGCCUGGGGCAUGAUUCUGCGCACCCAGAUUGCUGGUGGAACCCACGUCGACCCUCGCAACCACAACCGCUGGGGCGUCGGCGCCGAGAUUCUUCUUCGACGCAGCCCGCAAACGCCACGCCCAGACUCGCACGACGAGCCCCAGCCGGCUCGUCAAAAUGGACCCUUCUCCCCCGAGGGCUUUGAACUGGCCCGCAACUACUACGAGCGUCUCAUCGUCCAGCACCCAACCCGGAAAACCCAGCCAUAUGCCGUCGACGAGCGCGUCUUCUACCCACCCAUGUUCUCGCUGUGGAUCUACGAGGUGCGCGAGAAGAGCAGGCGUGCAAAGAUGCAGCUGCAGCAAGAACGUGCAAACCGAUGCGUAACGCCGAGGAGCAUGUCAGUCGACAGCGCUGCGUCUGAAAGACCGGAUGACUCCGGCGCAAACGAAGAGGCAAUCCGUACACACGAGCUGGCCCAGGCCACCGAGAUUGCCGAGCGUCUUGACCAAGUCAUUGCGUCACCGCCCUUUGACAAACAGGCAAAUCUUCUCCAGCUGCGUGCCAACGUUGCUCUGUGGAUCAGCGACCUUGCCCUCGGCACACUCGACGUCGACGAUGACAGCGAUGCUGCAUUUCCUGCACGAAUCAGUGCAAACACCAGCAUCCCCGUUUCAGGCCGAAUCCAGCGUCUGUCCAAUGCCCGCAGAGAGCUCAAGGAAGCCCAUGCUUGCUUCGAGCGGGCUGCAGCAAACGGCGCUAAAGUGCAGACUCGGCUUCUUUCCAGCAUCAACACAAGACUCACCCAAGUGACCAAGUACUUGGACAAGUUGCAGCCUCCCCAAUUUGACCACGACUACUAG